This is a messenger RNA of Linum trigynum, 1378 nucleotides long. The record is from the annotation of a GenBank genome assembly. NCBI's taxonomy places the organism in Eukaryota, Viridiplantae, Streptophyta, Magnoliopsida, Malpighiales, Linaceae.
AUAGCACUGAAGCUAUCCCCGCCCCCGGGAAAUACACUGUCUUGUUGCUGCUUGAUGACAAAGUCAUCUUGUUCAGACUCAUCGUCUUCUGCAAUGCAAGGGUGUUGAUAACUUCUAGUGCUAAGGGGGGGACUGUUCUUGUCUCCUUGUCCUUGUCUUCUUGCCAAUGGGAGAUGAUCUCAUGACCCAAUCAAGACGGCCACCUUCUUGAAUGAUUCUCGUGCGUAGUUAGCAUCUACCUAAACUGGAUCCAGGCUGUAUAUGAAGUUCCACUUCUUAACUCUUAUGUAUGCCAAAACACUUGAUCUGUACACAUUAUACAUGUUCUUGUCUGAGAUGAAAAUGGAGUAAUUUGUUCCUUCCUCCAUUUCGGUAUAACUAGCUCUUUUUUCGCCUUUAGAUGUUUGUGACAGUUUGCUGCAGCCUGCACUAUGUUUGAGAUGGGAAAGUUUGAGAAGGGAGAUAGGGAGAGGAGGAGGCAGGAGAGGGAGAGACUGAAGCAGGAGAAGAAGUGGAAGAAGAAGAAGGAGAAGAAGAGGAACAAGAGGAAUAGGAAGAAGAACAACAACAACGGGAGUAACGAUGGUGGCUCGUUGCCAAGGUUUGGGGAAUGGGACGAGAGCGAUCCAUCAUCAGCAGACGGUUACAGUGCCAUAUUCGACAUCGUUAGGAAAGAGAAGAACAGUGGGUUUUGUGUCGGGAAUCUGUCAUUCAAGCUGGCUGAUCAGAUCAAAACAAGGAAGAGAGGCAGGCUCCGCCGUUUCCUGAAAUCUUUGAAGAGAUGGUGGAGUUGCUUGUGAAAGAAGCUUGCAGAGGGAGGAACAGUGGAUUAAUCAAUGGCUAGCAAGUUUUGAUGCUGCUUUGUGGUUCUACCGUGCUGUGAUGUUUGGCUAAGAAAGAAGGGAUAUGUGUUGGCAAUAUAUGUUGAUUUUAUUCAUUUCCGGCGACUGGAAAUUCAUGUCUCUAUAUGUCGAUCGAACUUCCGGGUUCGACAUUGGAACAGUUGGGUUGAGUUUGAAGAUGUUCUGUAAUUUUAUUGGCAUUGAGAGGAUCAUGGAAGAGGAGGAUUGAAAUUAGAGUUUGUUCAACGUGUACUACUUGUGUUUAAAGAAAUGGAUAAACGAAUGUGAAUAUAGUAUAGCCCGACUUGCCGUAUCUAUAUGGAAGAUGGUAUUUCAAGUAAGCUAUUAUUGUUUUGCGUUUCCAUAUGUUUUCCUGUUUCUACUUGGUGCGUGAACUGGUUUAAUUUUUGGUUGUUGGAAAGCUAUGGUUAUGAUAUGAACACCACAAUGCCUCUAUUCUUCUCAUGUGGAGAAGCAUGCCCACCUCAACCAUUUUUUCGAAAUGCGUGGACGGGGUAUAAAAUGACUUUAGUGGA